AUGAAGGGAGCUAUGCUGAGCGCCAUGCUUCUUGGCGCCUCCGCCCAGGCGGCUGGAGUCCACAAGAUGAAGAUCCAGAAGAUCCCAUUCGAGGACCAGAUGAAGGCUUUCCCGAUGCAGGACCAGAUCAAGUACCUCGAGCAGAAGUACUCGGGUGCCCAGCACCCCUUCGGCUACAGCGAGCCCAGCAUCGAGCCUACCAAGGACCACCCCGUCCCCAUCACCAACUAUCUGAACGCCCAGUACUUCUCCGACAUCAAGGUCGGAACUCCUCCCCAGGACUUCAAGGUCAUUCUUGACACCGGCAGCUCCAACCUCUGGGUGCCUUCGUCCAAGUGCACCUCCAUCGCUUGCUACCUGCACAGCAAAUACGAGUCUUCUUCAUCGUCGACCUACAAGAAGAACGGCUCGUCAUUCGAGAUCCAAUACGGCUCUGGCUCCAUGAAGGGAUUCGUCUCCCAGGACGUGCUGCAGAUUGGCGAUCUCACAAUCAAGAACCAAGACUUCGCCGAGGCGACCGAGGAGCCCGGCCUGGCCUUUGCCUUCGGCAAGUUCGACGGAAUCCUGGGUCUUGGCUACGACACCAUCUCCGUCAACAAGAUUGUUCCUCCCUUCUACAACCUGAUCGACCAGAAGCUGAUUGACGAGCCCGUCUUCUCCUUCUACCUCAGCAAGGACGGAGAGGGCUCUGAGGUUGUGUUUGGCGGCUCGGACAAGGACCACUACACCGGCAAGAUCACCAACAUCCCCAUCCGCAGGAAAGCGUACUGGGAGGUCGACCUUGACGCUAUCACUGUCGACGGCGAGUCUGCAUCGUACGAUGACGCUGGCAUCAUCCUGGACACCGGCACGUCCCUGAUUGCUCUGGAGACCGACCUCGCAGAGAUGCUCAACAAGCAGAUUGGUGGCAAGAAAGGCUAUAGUGGAACCUACACCAUUGAGUGCAACACGCGGGACAGCCUCCCAGACAUCACCUUCACCCUGGCCGGUCACAACUUCACUAUCGAUGCCUACGACUACACCAUCGAGUCUGGCGGCUCCUGCAUCUCCGCCUUCAUGGGCAUGAACCUCCCUGCCAACCUUGCGGGUAUCCUGGGAGACGCAUUCCUUCGCCCAUGGUACUCCAUCUAUGACCAGGGCAAGAACCAGGUCGGCAUCGCCAAGUCAAGGGACUAA
Molecule: messenger RNA, 1176 nt
Organism: Diaporthe citri
Lineage: Eukaryota; Fungi; Ascomycota; Sordariomycetes; Diaporthales; Diaporthaceae
Exons: 4
Coding region: 1-1176 (391 amino acids)
Biological process (GO): proteolysis
Cellular component (GO): fungal-type vacuole
Molecular function (GO): aspartic-type endopeptidase activity
Source: RefSeq, a predicted model, not a curated record